AUGUGGACACAGUUACAUCAAGAUGCGCUGCGAGAGGCUAUUGAUACAACUCAACAACAGAUAUUACUCACAUAUCCAGACUACACGAAGCCGUUUGAAUUACAGACAGACCCAUCAGAUUAUGCUAUUGGAGGAGUAUUACUACAAGAGAACAGUAUUAUUGGGAUCUACAGUAAGAAACUACUGCCAGCAGAACAAAAUUACACGACGGAAGAAAAAGAAGCAUUGGCGAUUUUAAAAAGUUGUCAACAUUUUCAUACGUACAUUAGUGGAGUUACAGUGAACGUGAAAACCGACCACAAGAACCUACUAGUACAACGAGAAACGCUAAUCAAAAGCAGGGCGGAACGGUUCAAACAACUGUUAGCUCAAUAUGACUUGCGAUUGGAAUAUCUGCCGGGUAAAGACAAUGUAUUAGCAGAUUAUUUAUCUAGACACGUACAUACAGCUGUAAACGAGCAAAACGCAAGUACUAAAGAAAGUGUACUGCUCGUAGACACUCAGAACAAUACAGCAUUGGAAAAGAAAAAUCUAAACUGGGCUAUGAAACAAUUUGAAGCAUUGGGACAUCCAGGAGUAAGGAAAUUCUGCGAAACACUGAAACCAGUUGUUUCCAUUCCAAAGUUAAAAGAAACAAUAAUGCAACACAGACUUAAGUGCAAGCUUUGUCAACGAUACACACAAGCAAGAACUUAUCUAGCAAACAAGAUUCCAUUGGGACAUCUAUCCACAACAGAACCAAUGAAGCAUAUAUCUUCAGAUAUAGUAGGACCGUACGACGUCAAAAACUUCUUACACAAAAACGCAACAAAGAGCAAGUUUUACAUCUUAACCAUAACAGACAGGUGUACAAGAUGGACAGAGGCUUUCAGAGUUAACACUAUCACAGUUACACAACUCAUAAAACAUAUGAUUACAUGGAUCCAUGCACACGGAAAACCAGAUACUGUAUUACACGACCAAGGCAGACAGUACGUAUCUAAGCAAUUUACACAAUUCCUGGAACAACAAGGAAUUACACAAAUUAACACAAGUCCAUACAAUCCAACGGGAAAUGCAAUUUCGGAACGCAUUAACCAAGAAAUAACAUUUGUCUUAGCACACAACCAGAACACAUCCAUAAAGAACGCUAUUCAGAUUGUAAACCGUAGAUUACAAAAUACGUAUCACCGAUCUAUAAACGCAACACCAUUUGAAUUAGUACAUGGAUAUCACCCACUAGACGAAUCUAAAGAACCAAUCAACUUAACGGAAAAAUUACAAUACAUCAAAGACCGAGUUCAACGAAAGAAUGAGGAACAAAACAGCUAUCAAAACCACACACUAAAGGUAGGAGACUUAGUAACGGUUAAGGAACAACAAACAAACAAGUUGGAUCCAAAAUGGUCAAAGAAGCACACCAUUACGGAAAUAAACCCAGCAGGACACACAGUGACACUGAAAACACCGAAAGGUAAAACAAUUCAAAGGAAUCUACAUCAAAUACGAUUGCUUUAA
This is a messenger RNA of Nematocida major, 1497 nucleotides long. RefSeq lists its product as uncharacterized. Gene Ontology annotation, molecular function: nucleic acid binding. Gene Ontology annotation, biological process: DNA integration. NCBI's taxonomy places the organism in Eukaryota, Fungi, Microsporidia. Bases 1 to 1497 code for a protein of 498 amino acids. The transcript has a single exon. The record is from RefSeq and is a predicted model, not a curated record.